CAGCCAUAAAAAGUGCCAUUACAGACGUUAAGAAUAUGUUUUAUUUUAACGUCACUCUUAAUUACACGUACGAGUACAACGCCACCCAAUCAAAAUCCUACACAGAGGUCAAGGAGGGCAUUCUCAAGGACGUCAAUGACCGUCUGUCUGGCUACGUCUUCGUCCUCGGUCUCCUCAAGAAUGUCACGAUGGUGUCUCUUAUCUUUGUUGUAAUCAAGGCUCUGAUUUAUAAGAAGAAAUUUCAGACAAACGACAAGUUUGAUAACAUCUACAUAACGUUUAAAUUACGAGACGUGGAGGAACGGCGAAUAGAGCUAGGAAAGGAAGGAAUAUUUCCGCUCACUUGGAAGGAAGAGAAAAAAUACGUAAAAACAAGAUCUGUUGGAAUGGCUAUGAGGGAAAUAAAAGCCUUGGCUAAGGGCCUGUUCCUUCUUCUGAUUAGCGGUUGUCAUACGGGCUUCUAUCUCCUCUGUGAUUACGGACUCUACUGGAUACUAAACAUGUUAAAAGGAUUCUUUUCCAAAAAGAUUGCGGCGCCUAUCCCACCGCAUUUGAAAAUUCACGUCCAUGGAAAAGGUUCCGUGUCAGACAUGUACAGGUCAUUGCUUACGUCAUUCGACCCUCUGGCAAUGGAGGGCGGGAGCUUGAAACCGGCUGGUUGCAUCCCUACCCCCAGCACACCAAACUUUCGAAUUUACAAACAAAUAGGGUAUAUUUAUCUCUUAUGCCUAUUCAUGACCAUCUUUCAAGCUUACGGCUUGAGGUUACGUCACGUGAUUGGUGCGUGUUACUAUCCUAGGAGGGAAAGAGCGCGAGCAGUUUGGCUCUAUAACCAUAUACUAAAAACCAGAGGUGGAUUCCUAAAAUUUGCGAGGCGGCAGCUGAGAAGGAAAGCCGGGGUUUUGAAAGAGGAGGAAAAGAUUAGUAUAAGAAGUAGAUUAAUGGCGCAAUUUCCACUCUGUAGGAGGUUUUUCAGUUUUCUUGGAUUCAAAAGGAAGCAUUGUUUAUCGUGUGGAAAUGAGGGUCGAUUUGAUGAUAACGUGAAUUUCUACCAUUGUCAAAACAAAGACUGCACAGCCGUAUAUUGUCUUGACUGUUUCACGGAUCUAAACAACAUGUGUACUGUUUGUAUGAAUCCUGUUGACUAUGGCGAUCACUCUGAUAUCAGCGAGGAAAGAGAUUCUAGUGAAGAUGAGAAAGAAAUGUUAAAGCGCCGGGCGGAUGCAGAGAAACUUCGUCAAGAACGUGAAAUACAGUUACAAAAGAGGCGUCCGAGUGAGCAAAUGAGGGAAAUGAGGAGACAAUUCGGAAUAACCGAAUCGGUACUAAAGACCAAAGCGGAAGCUGGGGUCAAGGACUAUGCACAAGAGGAUGGCGCUGCGUAUGAAGAAGGCUAUGAACAGUUUGAAGAUUUUUAUGAAGAAGACAAGGUUGUCGACUUGAAAGAAAAGGAAUUCUUAAGUUAUCAAAAUAUUCGUCGAGUGGAUGAUGACUGGGAUUACGAUGCCUAUGAUGAUAAAUCUCAGACGGAUUACGUCACUGAUGAUAUAUUUGACGAUGGUGAAGAUGAUUUCAUUGGGGAUUAUAAUUAUCCGUACAUCGAGCCCGAGGAAUUAGACAUGGAUAGAGACAUUAUUUCGAAAACUAAACUGAAUGUUUGACAAAGGAAUUCUAAUAUAAUUUUUUUGAAGUUAAAACUUGCAACUGAGA
Messenger RNA from Saccostrea echinata, 1710 nucleotides. RefSeq names its product DC-STAMP domain-containing protein 2-like. Gene Ontology annotation, cellular component: membrane. NCBI's taxonomy places the organism in Eukaryota, Metazoa, Mollusca, Bivalvia, Ostreida, Ostreidae. The transcript has 8 exons. The record is from RefSeq and is a predicted model, not a curated record. The coding region runs from base 36 to 1661 and encodes 541 amino acids.